GCUUUCAGUGGUCACAUGGGCCGGAAAAUGUGGGGCUUAAUUCCUGUGUUUGACUGCUCCCAGCUGCUGCUCCUUUGCCCUUCGCAGUGCAAGCCGUCCGUUCUCUCCAUCCCGACCACCGACGCCCGGGUGGCCUCUCCUCAGCGCACCAUGGCGGCAGACCAAGCUUUUGUGACGUUGGCCACAAACGACAGCUAUGCCAAGGGAGCAAUGGUUCUUGGACAGUCGUUACGGAACCACAACACAACCCGGAAACUGGUGGUACUUAUAGGACCUCAUGUUGCUGAGCCUGCCAGGGAUGCACUGCACUCCAUUUUUGAUGAGGUGAUCUUGGUGAACGUGAUGGAUUCAGGGGACGCAGCUAAUUUGGCUCUGAUGAAGCGGCCGGACUUGGGCGUAACGAUCACCAAGUUGCACUGCUGGACCCUCGUGCAGUACAGCAAAUGUGUGUUCAUGGAUGCCGACACACUGGUGCUUUCUAACAUAGAUGAACUUUUCGAGAGGGAAGAGUUGUCUGCAGCUCCCGAUCCUGGUUGGCCAGACUGUUUCAACUCUGGGGUUUUUGUCUUCAGGCCGUCCAAUGAGACGCAUGAAAAGCUACUCGCGUUCUGUGCUGAAAAAGGCAGCUUUGAUGGUGGAGAUCAGGGGAUUCUCAACAGUUACUUUAACACCUGGGCGACGGCGGAUAUUUCCAAACACCUCCCGUUUAUCUACAACCUCAGCAGCAUUGCCAUCUACUCCUACCUCCCAGCUUUCAAACAAUACGGCCACGACGCGAAGGUGGUGCACUUCCUGGGCAAAGUGAAGCCGUGGAACUACUCCUACGACACCCAGAGAGGUGAGGUCCGGGGUCACUCUGCGUCCCCUGACCCGUGCCAGAUGCACCCGGACUACCUGCUCCAGUGGUGGCAGCUGUACGCCGCGUCUGUCCUGCCGUUACUGCAGAAGGCGUACGGGGACGCCCCCUUCAGCACCGGCUUCGUGGAGCAGCGCGUCCCGGAGAAACCCCAGGAGGACGUGAGGGAGCAGCCGAAGCCUUCUCCCCCUGCCGCCCGGACGGUUUCGUCAGAGGAAAGGAAACAGCGCUGGGAAGCGGGCCACAUCGACUACCUGGGCGACGACUCCUUCUCAAACAUCGAACAAAAACUCAACUCGUUCCUUAAGUAGCGGGUGUCUGAGGGAGUGUGUCGGACAUUUCAAGCUCUGGGAUUGAGAGUGGGGAGGGCGAUUUGGCACCAUUCAUCCAAGUCAGGGAGCUGAUUUCUGGAUAAAUGACUGAAUGCAACUUUCACUUUCAAUAUUCGGUCAUUAUGUAGGGUUUGUUGGGCAAAUAUCCCAUGCACUCCAACAUCAAGCGUUAGCUUUUGUUUUGUUUUUCCCCACUCUUAAAUAGAUUGACAUGAUUUGGGGAACAUCUUGCUAAAUAUUUAGGAUUCAGAUUUGCUCACAGUAAAGUAGUUUCCAGCAUCAAGUGUAGAAUAAAGACUAGAACUGGCUAAUCUUAUAUGAAAUCUAAGCACUGUGAAUGUUAGAAUAAUUUAGACGUGUAACAUGAAUUAAAAAAAGAGGCUAAAUAUACCCAUAGAGCUCACCUAUUAUACAAUCCACCUUAUUAUUUUCUUCUUCUUUACUUUUGCCAAUUGUUAGGUAGUGCUGGGGUUCUAAAUGCCUUCAGUUUUCGGCCUUUCCAGUUCAACUCAAAAGUACCAAAGAGCGGGUACCGGCACCUCCACGAACCAACAUCUUGGAAAGGGACAUAUGGUUCACCGGGAGUGUGUAGAGUCUUUUUCAACACUGUUUGUUGCCAAGGCGUUUCUUUGGUGUUAGCUGUGAUGUCUGUGUAAGUUAAACAACAUUUUUUUUUUUAAUGCAUUAUUUUGGGGUUGCAGCUCUUUAAGGCUUUCCAUGUGUAGCCAUUUUCUGAACUGUUGCACUAUUCCUUGUUGCGUUAGAAAUAUUCCUGUGCAAAGUCGAGCAAUUUGCUCAAUAACAAUGUAUUCAACUCUGACAUUUUUUCAUUUUUUCCCCCUCCUCCGAACCUCCUAACUAUACUUGCAAUAAGUCUGCGUUUAGACUACAAAGCACAUAUGCAACUGGGUCUCCCCCCCCCCCCUCUUCCCUUAGCCAUGACUUUGCACAACAGUGUUUUUCCCCCUCAGGAGUGCACAGAGCAGCGCCCCUCCGUCUGUGCCGCUGACACUCACCAGCUCCCUGUACCUUCAGCUCUGUAACAUCUGCUGUAGUGUUGACUUGUAUUUGCAUGGCGCAGAGUUGAAAAGUGCUUCUGCCCACAUCCGAAGGCGACGUAGAGUUUUCACACGUAUAUCUGUGCUCUCCGCAUGUACGUCUCCCGUGGGAAUGUCAUCGGUGUUUGUGCCACGGCCUGCUUUUCAUCACUUCCCCUCUGUAGUGUAACCCGCUGCCUUUUAUUGCCCGCUCACCGUUUACAACACCCUCUCUGACUGUAAUUGCUGCUAGUGACGCGUUUCCGUGAGCCCCACCCAUCCCUCCCUGCUGCCAACGACCUUGUUACUUCCGCCAGUGGACUGCUGGUCAAAGUAGAACCGACGGCACUUGAUAAGUCACUCCUCCGUCCAUUGCGCACACUCCCAAAGGAGGUGUGCAGAGUUGAUAGUAAGUCUGAAAGCAGCUUUUAGGUGUGUGUGGAAGUGGAUGAUUACUGUUGUAAUAACAUUUGAUGCACGUUUCCCAGCUGUUGACUGGUCACCUUUAAAAAUGAAUAAACCCUUGGGAAGAAAAACUGCU
Fundulus heteroclitus (mummichog) is the source of this 2766-nucleotide messenger RNA. It is a transcript of the gene gyg1a, whose product is annotated as glycogenin 1a. Gene Ontology annotation, cellular component: cytoplasm. Bases 16 to 1167 code for a protein of 383 amino acids. The transcript has 7 exons. The record is from RefSeq and is a predicted model, not a curated record. Gene Ontology annotation, molecular function: glycosyltransferase activity. NCBI's taxonomy places the organism in Eukaryota, Metazoa, Chordata, Actinopteri, Cyprinodontiformes, Fundulidae.